GUCAUAACUCGUCUCAGACGUUAAUUGACAUGCUUUACCAAGUCUUCGUCUUCGUCUUCUCAACUCCACCAUCUUAUACGUAAUCCAUGGAACAUGUGGUGUACAAACACAAAUUCACAGCAUGAAGCUUCCCAACUAUCUGAUUCUCUCUCUACUCCACUCUCUCAUCAUCAUCACUACUGCUUCAUUCCAUUCCCAUUCCAAGUUCCUAAAGUCCGACCCUUGCGGAGAACUCAGUCUAACAUUUCUCACCGAUUUCCGUCAAGUGAUUCGAGUAUCGAUAGCUGAGCUCUAUCAGAAUUCUGAAUUCAACUUCAGUCGGUUAACUGAUGAUUUUACACUUAGGUUUAAUGUUUCUUCUAAUUGUUCUGAAUGUUACUUUGGCGGAGGGCAGUGUUUUAGUAACUCCACUAGCGAGUUCUACUGCAAUAAAGACAGACACAGAAAUAAGCGGGUGCUGCUGAUAGUAGCCAUAUCUGCAGGUGGACUAUUGUUUCUUCUAUGCUUGUUGGUCUCCUACAUGAUCUGGCUGUUGAAGAGAAGGGUCCGUGGGGGCUACCUUCGCGCCUCUAAAAUGUCUCUCGAGACCUCAAAGUCGGACAUCAAUGGUGCGAGCUCCUUCUUUGGCAUCCCCAUCUUCUCAUACACAGACCUCGAAGCUGCCACCAACAACUUCGAUCCUUCUAGAGAGCUCGGUGAUGGAGGUUUCGGGACAGUAUACUAUGGGAAGCUACAAGAUGGGAGGGAAGUCGCGAUAAAGCGCCUCUACGAGCAGAACUGCAGAAGAAUGGAGCAGUUCAUGAACGAGAUCGAGAUUCUUACGAAUUUAAGGCACCCGAAUCUUGUCUGUCUGUAUGGCUGCACUUCUAGGAGAAGCCGGGAGCUUCUGCUCGUGUACGAGUACAUCUCCAAUGGCACUGUUGCUGAUCAUCUGCACGGCCAGAAAGCCGACGUAGCGCCCCUCCCAUGGCCUACUCGGAUGAGGAUUGCCGUUGAAACUGCGACCGCGUUGGCUUAUCUCCACAAGUCGGACAUAAUCCACCGUGAUGUCAAGACAGACAACAUAUUACUCGAUGGAAACUAUCACGUCAAAGUAGCUGAUUUUGGGCUGUCGAGGCUGUUCCCGAACAAUGCGAGUCAUAUCUCAACUGUCCCUGGAGGGACCCCAGGGUACAUCGACCCCGAGUACCAUAUGUGCUACCAAGUGACGGAUAAGAGCGAUGUCUACAGCUUCGGUGUUGUCCUCGCUGAGCUCAUUUCGUCUAUGCCAGCUGUGGAUGUAGGCAGGCGGACGGAUGAGAUCAACUUGGCCAACUUGGCGCUGAUGAGGAUACAGAGGGGUGCGUUUCAUGAGCUGGCCGAUCCGUCUCUCGGGUAUAACCUCGACGCUGAAGUCACCGAGAUGGUUACCUCAGUCGCGGAGAUAGCGUUCCGGUGCCUGCAGCUCGAGAAGGAGAUGAGACCUUCCAUGGCUGAGGUGUUGGCUUCUCUCAAAGAUAUACUAUCUAACUGAAAAAGGUUUUGUUAGAGAAAGAGAUUGCUUUUGCAGGAAAUGGUUUAUACUUCAUAGUGUGAGAAGAAAAGCUUAGGAAACUAGGAAAAAUUUAUGUUCUUAUAAAGAGAUUUUUGUAUAUUAAUGAACUUCUGCAAAAUUUCAAAAAUUCAAAAAAGAUCAAUAAAAACUCACUUGGGAUUUCUGAAA
Salvia hispanica is the source of this 1702-nucleotide messenger RNA. Its product is annotated as LEAF RUST 10 DISEASE-RESISTANCE LOCUS RECEPTOR-LIKE PROTEIN KINASE-like 1.1. The record is from RefSeq and is a predicted model, not a curated record. Gene Ontology annotation, biological process: protein phosphorylation. NCBI's taxonomy places the organism in Eukaryota, Viridiplantae, Streptophyta, Magnoliopsida, Lamiales, Lamiaceae. Gene Ontology annotation, molecular function: protein kinase activity; ATP binding.